GGUUUAUUUCGGGAUUUCCUUCCGAAUGCAUAUUGCUCAGGCCUGUGGACCAAAUGAAUUGCAUAUUUUCUUAGCUUCAGUAGAGCAAGAUCCACUCCACGUGAAAAUGUUCUGUUUCCAUAGUGGUGGUUUCAGACAAGACAUUUGCAAGGUUGCUAAUUAGGUUUCCUUGUGGCUGGACAGAGAGAGUUUUUUGCUGGAUUUCUGUUGACAGAAAGUUCCCUUCCAAUAGAUUGCAUCGAAACACUUCCUGAUGCAGAUUGAAUUGUGGCACAAGCUUUUCCCGCGCUCUGGGCAGGUGCCGAAUCCCGCAGCGACUCCAACGACAUCGCCGGCAGUUUGAGCCUCGUCGAGGCUGCAGGGGGCGUCCGGCGGUCGCCACGACCCUCGGGAAACUACGUCUCCCAUGAUGCCCUUCGGGCGGCGAAAGGCGGUGGGCGGGGCGUCCAGUCUAUAAGUAGAAGCGGAAACAAAAGACCCAUCGAUCGGGAGCGAAGAGGCGCCUCGGCUCCGGCCUUAACACGCCCCGCGAGAGCCCGGCCCCCUCCUGGAGCAGCCAACGCCGUCGUCGUCUUCGCCUCCUCCUCCUCCUCCCCCCCUCACAGCUUCCCUCCACCGGCCCGCCCGCAUCCCCGGCUCCCCAUGGCGCUGAAGCGGAUACAGAAGGAGCUAAGUGACCUGCAACGUGAUCCACCUGCACACUGUUCAGCAGGACCUGUUGGAGAUGACUUGUUCCACUGGCAGGCAACUAUUAUGGGACCUCCUGACAGUGCCUAUCAAGGAGGAGUCUUUUUUCUCACUGUACAUUUCCCAACAGACUACCCAUUCAAACCACCAAAGAUUGCAUUCACAACAAAAAUAUAUCAUCCAAACAUAAAUAGUAAUGGGAGUAUUUGUCUUGAUAUCCUGAGGUCACAAUGGUCACCUGCUCUGACUGUAUCUAAAGUUCUCUUGUCCAUAUGCUCUUUACUUUGUGAUCCUAAUCCAGACGACCCCUUAGUACCAGAUAUUGCACAAAUCUACAAGUCAGACAAGGAAAAAUAUAACAGACACGCAAGAGAAUGGACACAGAAAUAUGCAAUGUAAACUUUGAAGACUUUUUCAUAUAUACCAGAGUACUGUAAAUUCUAGGGUUUUUUCAAAAUUAGAAGUAAGUGGAGCACAGUUUACUGUUUCAGUGUACCAUGAGGCCCUUUUUGAUUUUCACCCGUAUAAAUGUGUUUCUGGAACAAGGAAAUAACUAUGAAAUUUAACCUGAAGACUGUGAUGAGAGUAUUUAUCCUUUUUGUAUGCUUUGCAAAAGACAUUUAUUAUGUUUUUUAAAAGAUACUUGGACAUCUGCAUCUCCAGCCUACAAGAUCCAUAAUGCAGUUGUAGAGCAACCAAAUUAUUUUUGCUGAAAAACUAGGUGUUACAUGAAAUAUUCUUUGUGUGUCUUUGAGAUGUUGGUCCUGUAAGUCUGUCUGAAUUUCAUUCUUUGUUAGUUCAUUGUAUAAUUUGUAUUUUUUUUACUGUAUAGACUAUAUUUUAUUUACCGUGUAAGUCAAUUCACUUUAGAUUUUCUGCACAGUAUUGAUGAAAGACAACUGCUAUGAAACAAGAGACAUUUUCCUUCCUAAAGGAAUACUCUGUAAACUGAUAGACUUAAAACAAAACUUUGCACUCUAAUUCUCAGUAUGCCGAUUAUGGGGAAACACUUGGUUUUGAUUCUGUUGCAUACUUAAUUUUAUUGCAAUGUGAACUAAUUGCACUGCUCUGUAGAAAGAAAUGUAACUAAUUUUGUUCUGUUCACAGCUGACUUUUUUUAUCCCACAUGGGCAAUAUAAUCUCUGACCUUUUAACAAAUUGACUUGAAGCUUUUCCAUACAAAUAAAAUGUGUUUUUUACUA
Messenger RNA from Heteronotia binoei (common prickly gecko), 1889 nucleotides. It is a transcript of the gene UBE2D1, whose product is annotated as ubiquitin conjugating enzyme E2 D1. Gene Ontology annotation, cellular component: nucleus. Gene Ontology annotation, biological process: ubiquitin-dependent protein catabolic process; protein polyubiquitination. Gene Ontology annotation, molecular function: ubiquitin conjugating enzyme activity. The record is from RefSeq and is a predicted model, not a curated record. The transcript is spliced from 9 exons. The coding region runs from base 643 to 1086 and encodes 147 amino acids. Lineage: Eukaryota; Metazoa; Chordata; Lepidosauria; Squamata; Gekkonidae.